This is a messenger RNA of Didymodactylos carnosus, 1895 nucleotides long. The record is from the annotation of a GenBank genome assembly. Lineage: Eukaryota; Metazoa; Rotifera; Eurotatoria; Philodinida; Philodinidae.
UAUAAUGAGGAACUAAGAAAAAAUGUCAAUAGUUGAUUGUCCUUCUAGGAACUUGUUUCUUUUGACAAAGUUUAGAGUGAAGUAUUGAAACCAUUUUUUUUAGGACAGAACUCAUCAAAUACUGUACAUAGCUUUAUUGUCAUUUUGCUCUUGUUCUUUGUUUGUUUCAUUUAAGGUUGAUCAAUGUUUUGGACAUAUUAACUAAUGAAGAGAGACGGAAAACAAAAACAAAAAUCUCCCAAAAAACAGUACUACUUAGAUAUCAUGCCGCCUUUACGCGGUUAAGUAGAUAAGUAUCGGCUAUAAGCUACAGAAUAUAGAAAAAAAUCAUCCUACGAAAUACAUCUGUAGUUUAUAGCCGAGAAACCAAGAGCGUGAUAAUACUAUAGUUAAAUUCAGUUUUAAUUGAUAUACCACUAGUUGACUAGUUAUAUCUCAGAUUUGACUGAUCUCAGUUUUGGCUAGCCAAAAGUGGAAUCUUAGUUUUGGCUGAAGAAUUGUUAGCCAAAAGUGGAAUCUUAGUUUUGGCUGAAGAAUUGUUAGCCAAAAGUGGAAUCUUAGUUUUGGCUGAAGAAUUGUUAGCCAAAAGUGGAAUCUUAGUUUUGGCUAGGGAAAUCUAAGAUAUGACUGAAUUCCAGUUUUGGCUACAACAUAUCCACUUGAACAGGGUUAUGGAGAUAUCACAGCAGUUCGUUUGACACCUCUACUAAAAGAGCGCUCAACAGAGAAGACAUUUUUAUUGUUAUCACUUGUACUCAUUUAUUUUCGAAGCUUGACAUACGCCAUAAAAUACAAUUAUAUCGAUAUUCUAAUGAUGUUUAUGCCAAAUCAAUUAAUAUUCUAAUGAAUCCAUCUCCAAAUAUGGCCUAGCGAUUGUCUAUUGAAUCAUUUUUAUUAGCAAAAUACUUUGACGAGCUUGAUAAAACACCCGUCAAUGUAAAUAUUAAUCCACAAUUGAAAGUGUGGUCAACGAUAAACGAUUUUUGUUUUUUCAAAAUAUAUUCAGAUGAAGAAUCACAGUAUUUAUUGCCGUAUGAUAAUGGUACAUUUGAUAACAUUUCAACUGGUCGCUUCGUUGGAAUGAUUACUUAUGCUAGUGGAGUGGAAGAUAUUAAUCAAUGUUUGCUGAGUAAUCAUAUUGGAUGUUUUACAAGUGAUAAAACAAUAAACAAUUUUAUAACUAUCCAUCAUCCUGCUUGGGCCGCAUUUUAUUUAGUAAUUAAAUAUCCAUUAUUAAAUACCGAAGAUAAAGAGAAAUUAAAAGAUUAUCAUGAUCGUUAUUAUAAUGAACCACAAGUAAUAGCCUUUAGAAAUGAAUAUAAUGAAAAGUACAAGCAAAUGAUUAGAAUUUAUGAUAAUACAAGAAACGAAGAAGGCACUCCAGCUAAAAUUCAGAAAGUACGUGAGUUUGUCCUAUUAAUGACUACAUAUACGAUGAGCAUUUAAACACUUCACUCGGCGUAUGCCAGAAUUCUGCUAGAAUGCAUUUUUAGCGUUCGAAGACUAUUUACUUAUUUAUUUAUUUAUGCAAUCUAUUAUAAUAGAAUUACAGAGACUGAGACAAAAGCAAUAUACCUUGUAUACCACUUGUGUCGUCACACGGAAAAAUUAGUAAGAGAACUAAGUAACUUUAACAAAAGAAUAAGAAUGAAAGUAACAAGUAUCAUACGAAGAAAAGACAUAAGAGUCAACAACUGAAGACAAAAAAGCCAAAAAGUUACGUGGAAUAUAGAGUUUUCCAGGGAAUACUCCAGCUUCUUAUGACCUUGUGGCUGCUUUAAGAGCUAUCGAAUGCUUCUGGUAGUUUGCGUAAAAAACUUCUGAAGUAAUGUACCCCACUUUUUUUCAUACUCUUAAAUGAAUGUUUCUUUUGUUAUUUUCUUAAGGGCCCCCCU